This is a messenger RNA of Anopheles cruzii, 8522 nucleotides long. RefSeq lists its product as uncharacterized. NCBI's taxonomy places the organism in Eukaryota, Metazoa, Arthropoda, Insecta, Diptera, Culicidae. The record is from RefSeq and is a predicted model, not a curated record. The coding region runs from base 1 to 8409 and encodes 2802 amino acids. The transcript is spliced from 6 exons.
AUGCAUAAACAGCUCGUGACCCCGUCGUCGCGCGACAAGCUGUUGCAAACAAGCCUACGGAACAAGAAGCAUUGUCUGGGGCUUGGCAAGCGUACCGGACAAAGACUUCACCACGUCGUUCGCCGUACUUUGCCGGACUAUUUUCCGAAACGUUUGUCAAAGCCUAGGCUAGGGACGAAUAGCAAGUUUAGGAAGCUGCCGGAAGAAAGUGGUGCGAAUUUUUACGGAAACGACACCAUUCGCAUAGUAUCGGAGGAACGACAAGCUUUUGGUUUCGCUUCGGAAAUAUCGCUGGGUAGUGUACAAGUAGAAGUGUCUCCAGAGCAAGUUGGUGAGGUGGUUGACAGUGAAGUCUGUGACGAGGAUCUGGUCCUACUGGUCAAGGAGGAGUCUGUGGACCAGGAAGAUUUGAUAGGAAACUUUAAACAAGACUUCCGAGAGUACUGUUCCGUGCGGUGGAAGUUUCAAAUUGUGCUCUCAAUGCUGCAGGAACGUUUGGAAGAGCUGGAAAGCGGUAAUGAAAGUUCCAUCGGUAACGACAGUGCAGGUGUUGCCGACCUAGUGGAGGAAGGCCCGGAUGGCAUGUCGGCGGUCAAUCAAGAAGCAUCAAACGAUCGUACGGUGGAAAGUGUUGCUGUAGAUCGUACGCCGAACCCCGCCAGUGUUCCAACGGAAGAAGGCGACGGCGUAUCUACCGGCCUCCCUGAUGAAGGAAGUUCAGAGCCUGAUAAGGAAAAUUAUGCACCACCAUCCCAAGAUGCGGAACAUGCGUCGAAUUCGUCAGCGCUGGUAAAAGGUACUCCGGCAUCAAAUCCGGAGGAAAGCCUGCUCGUCAAGCCGCCGGGCUACAGUCUGCUUGAAACUUCCAAAUCGGAGAUUCUCGAACCGACGUAUACCUGCGAUAUCGAGCUGGAACCAUUGGAGGGCCGCAAAGCAUCGUUUGUCGAUUCGCUGCUUAACAAGUUUAACCUCGAACCACCGGUAAUGCCACCGGUAAACGGUGCCGAUGUUGGCGACGCAGCCGAUGGACACUCACCACAGCAGCAACGUCGCUGCCUGCGUGAUCGCACCAAAAUAGCGGCUCGGCCUCGCUACAUAGAAAUACCGGAGGAACCGCGUCGGGUGCGCGUAUCGAAGGUAUUCGGAAAGCUGCACAAGACCAUCAAUCUGGACGAGCUCGAUAGUACCAACUCGAACUCGUCGACCGAGUUCUAUGGUUUCGACGAGGGCGAGGUGGUGAAGCUGGAUAAACCCAGCCUGCCGGGCCUGUUGCCGACACCGAUCGUCAAAAAAUCGCAGCCAUUCGCACCAUUUUUGGCGUAUGGGACCAGCAUUACGGAUGCACUGUCCGGAUGCGAUGACGGGGCCUCGACUAGCAUCACCAGUAGCAAGUCGAGCGUCAGCGAUGGCACCGGCACCGGCAAUGGCAACGAGUUGUUCCGUGAGGAGGGUCUAAUAGCGUUUGGAUCCUUGCCUCCCCGACUCGAGUGUCCUCGUCGACCGACCGAUAUGGUGCGCCCGCGCACCGUGGCCCAGAAGCGCAUUCUGCUGCAGAAGGAAAACGAUGUGCGGUACUUGAUCAUCGACAAUGAGUCGAAAAUUUUCCAUUUCCUGGAGAAACGCAGCAAAAACAUUGACGCAGAGCUCGACUUCUGUCGCAUGAAGCAGCUUCAGGACCAGCAAAUACCGUUCACUCGCGACACUUGGCGUGCGCUAGCGUGGUUGCGGACGCAAAAGGGCCUCUACUACUUUCAAACGCACACCAUCGACGGACGGACGGUCAAGUUGACGGGGUGUGCUGGCAAUCACGCCAGCAAACGGUUGACCCGGAAAAAUGUCUUCUCGUCCGCAGUCAACGCAUCGGGAGGACAUAAGAUUCACUACAUUACCCAUUGCCGCUGUCCAGAGUAUCCGGAUGGGGUGGACCUGGACCUAUCGGCCAUGGAACCGCCCGCGUCUGAGGAAGAGCAAUGGGUUGCGAAAGCGAGACCGAAGCUUCUACCCAGCGAUGCCUGGGUGCGAUCGGCCGACUAUCGGCUGCAACCCUCCUUUCCGGAUACCAAACCAGGGCCGCUCUCAUCGAAACGAGUAUCGCGUGUGGCCUACGAAGACGACCCGUAUCUGGGACCGUUGGAGAUCUUUCACAUGCCCACCGCGGAGCUGGAGGUGUUUCCGAAAAUCAACCGUCCGCUCGAUGGGUACGUGAAGCCAUUUCUCAAGAUGAUACUGCCCCACAGCGGCAUCACCGAGAAUUGGGCUCGAUUCGCAGUGUCGACGCUCCGAUCCACACGCACCGGUGAUGGAGCGGACGAUGACGAACGGUCGUUCGUGUUCGAGUUGCCAUACGCCAACGAUGCGCGCAAACUGCUCGUCCGCCGACGACUGGUCGCACGACCGGGCGAGGAGCUGACGGUGGCAUGCAGGGCAAAGACGGAAGUGAAGGGGGUGACCGAUUUGGAGCACUUCGAGCGGGUGCUCGCCGAACGGUUGUCCUUCCGGGAAGCGAUCGAUCAGGCUUUGGAACGUGGAGAAACGGUCGACGCGGACGAGCGCAUCUGUGCGGACAUCGUCACUGAGCUUACCAACUCGGUGGCGAUUACCGUCGCCGAAGAUUUGUUUGCGGCGCGUGAUCCGGAUGCCGUAAGUCCGGCAUGUCCUCAGCAGGAGCAACCCGCAACAACAGCAAAGCCUCUUUCGGUAGACACCGAUUGCGCAACUGCCACCUCGCAUCCAGCGCAACCACUGUCAUCCAGUGCCUCUCCGAGGGCUGCUACUGCUGCUUCUGCUCCAUCCGAAGGAACCGACGGAAAGAGUCCCGAAGGAACAGCGAGCAAAGCGGCGAACGAUACAGCGAAACUGAAGCUACUCCGCGAGAUGAAGCGACUGAAUGCGACCAUCAUUGAAAGCUCGAGCCAUGCGCCGCCACCGACCGGCAGUGCGGCGACUGGCGAGUCGCAGCAGCAGCAACCUUGCGACCCCGUCUACUGUGCCCUAGGCUGUAUUUGUGAUAUUCUUGGCCGGUCGGAGCAAAUCCGCAGCAGCUCGAGUGCGAUCGCCAGCUCCCUACGCCGGCUUCACUGCAAAGAGGCCCACUGUGUGCUUGGGUGUGUCUGUGGGUACGAGCAAAAAUCGGUAAACCAUACGCAACAGGUACAGGUAAGUUUGUGUAAUAAUAAAGGCACGCAGGGCGACAUGAAGGGCAGCGUUGAUGGGUCAUCCGCACUGACCAGCGCCGAUGUGAAGUAUCUGCGCGAGAAGGCCACGGCCCGGUUGGCGAAAGUUGAGCGCGACUUUGCGCCGACGGUAAUCCUGACCGACAACGCCACGGUGCUGGUGCGCAACACGGAGUCGGAAACGCGGCGCCAGAAGAAGAAACCGAAAAAGUACGACGACUACUACAACGAGAACAGCAUGCAGAUUUUGCUGCGAGGCGGCACGGCCCAAAGCCUGAAGGAGCUCGAGUCGCAGCAUUCGACCGAAACCACUGCCCCACCGCCGGUGGAACCGCUACCGCUUAGCGAGCGUAUACGGCACGCGCACGUGCUGCUCAUGAAUCUGCCGGAAGUGUCCGCUCUCGAACCGUGGUGUAUGGUGCACGAGCUGUACCGCUGCUACUGUGGCGGAACUGCCACGCAUGGAAAAUCGUUUUCGUUCUACGAAGAAAACUGCGUUCCGCUGCCGGCAUCGAAAGGCGCAGCGAAAAGCGAAACUUCCACCACUCCGACGGUUGCCAGUCGCAUGAUGAGCAACAAAGUGGUGCCGGAUGUACCCCUAGCUGCCGUUUCCGGUUCGUCCGUGUACGGUGUGCCCCGGAAGCGAUUGUAUUCGUUCGAGAAAGUUUCACCAACUGCCGGUGGUGGAGUGGAGAGCGUACCGAUCCGAGCCAACGCAUGGAUGACCCCCACCCGGCCAUCUGCCUCCACCGUUGCACCGGCAUCAGCCUCCGGUCGGGCGUCGUUUCGAAAGCGAGACAGCUCCGAAGAAUCCUACAAGCCGUUUUCGGAGUGGAAGCAAUCGAAACGUAAGGGCAAAGCCGUCGACGAUGGUAGCGGUGCGGCUGCUGUGAGCGGUGCCAUCGCCUACCGGCGCAAUUCGACGAUCGCGAAGCGACGCUUUUCGAUGGCUGUCACGGGAGGAAGAAAUGGCUUGGAUUGGGCUGGCGAGCCAGCGAUGGCCGGUAGCAGUACAAAGCCGGUAGCCCGGCGGUCUGAUCCACACACUCGCUCCGAUGCGGUGGCGUCCGUUUCCGAUGCGCAGUACAAGAUCAUUCCCCGGUCCACUCCGAAGAGUACCGGCAUUUCCAACAUCGUGCUAAAACGCAUCCCCGUGGCGCCCGAUACGGCCCAGGCAAACAGGAAUGGUGCGAAGCCCGUCAAGGCGAUGUCGUCAGCACCGAAAGCGAAGAGCGUACUACCGCAGAUGCCCCAGAGCGUGGUGAUAUCUGAUUCGUCUGACGAAUCGUCACCAGAGGGCGAGCCCUCACACCGAGCGCUAGCGUGCCGAGACAAGACGAGGGCCCUGGGCACCGAUGAUGGGGCCCACGUCAGUGCCCCUGUCACGAAAGUGCUAACGGUGCAGGGACUAAAGCUUCUGAUACACCGGGAGCACCAACAGGGAACAUCCGUCCCUCGCGGCAAAAAUCGAAUCCAGUACGUCCAUUUGGUGGACAGCAACGAGAACGUGCAAAACCACGUAAAGUACCGGAUCCUGUUGGAUAAAUCGAAGCGACUGAUCAUUUGCGGCGAUCACAAAUCGUUUGUCGAUGCCCGGGCGAGUAGCCGCAAGGAAGUGUUGAAGCGCCUGGCGCCCUACCCCCAGGUGAUGGUUUACAUCGUGCAAAUGCUUCCGAACAUGAAGCCCACCACCAGCGUGCGGCCAUCGGCGAGUGCCUCUACUUCCCACACACAGCUCAAUCGACCGAAGGGCACGGACGUCGCUGGUAGGGUUCAUAGUGAUGGUGGAUCAUCAACGGUAGCAGAAACCGAUCAGAAAGCUCAGAUAUCGACGAGUAUUUGUGGCCUUGCGCAGCAGCAGCAAAACGGUCAGCAAGUCGCUUCACUAAUACGCCACAUUAGGACGUUGCUGAUGCGUACAACCCUUCAUAUCAACAUGGUCAAGAGUGGCAUACUCCAUAUGUGUCGCUGGCCGGCCCUGCUGAACGCGUUCACGCUCGGUCAGGCCGAUGUGCUGGACGUGACGUUUGCCAGUGGCGAAAGGCAAACCGUCAUCACGACCGAUCAUUCAGCCGAUAUGCUGUUCCACCAGCACGUGCAGAGCAGUUUCAGCGCUAGGCGUUCCCGUUUUGUCGCACGAUCCGCCGGAGAACCGCAGCAACGGUCACUGCUGAUGGAACUUAUCCUCACGCAGGCCGAUUCCGUCCGCAUGAGCAAGGACCUCGGGCUCGUUCUUUACGGUGGCGAACAUUGUUGGUUGUUUUGCGGAUUUCUCGAUAUGAAAGGCAACGGUGCAGCGCCGCCCGCAGAGGCAUCGGAUAAUCCACCGCCAGUGGCAUGUGGCUCCGCAAAGAGCAGUUCUUCGAAGCCGCCAGCCAACAAGAGUACCGAAGAGUCGUUGUCCAAAACGUUUUUGUUUUCUGGUCCCACAAAUUUACACAUUAUAAACGCAACGGCACCGGCACCAACGUCCGACGAUUCGGAGCCGAGGAUCAAAUGCCGUUGGGUGAAGCUAACCAUAGCGAACGAUUUCAGCGACAUAUACAUCCCAUCGUGGAAGUGUAGCGUUUCGUACGCCCAGAUUAGGAACGCGAUCGAUGUCGCCAACCAGGGCCGCACUGUGUUCUGUCUGAAGUGUACGAACCAUUCGUCCAAGAUUAACACAUCGUCGCCACGCAUCUACGCCGUGCCGUACCAGAGCUGCACCGUCUAUAUGGGUCCGUACCCAUUGUCACAGAAAACGAUCGAUAUCAUACUGUACCAGUCGGUUGAUGGGGUGAUGUACACGCGCGAAGAUUACGAGCGACGGAAUGGAAUCGCCUGCGAUACUAGGAACCGUACGACGGGUCGGUGGAUUGAGAUGAAAGAGAAUGCGAUCGAUAACCUACAGCGAGGGCUCGACCUGUCAAAGGUCGAUCGACAUUCGCGGAAUAAGGUGAGGGAUUCAAAGUCAUCUGUCGUCAAAACAGCGUCGGUAGAAUUGCCACAAUCAACACCAACUCCGCCACCACCACCGCCACCACCGAUAACAGCACCCGCCAAGCCGAUCAUCGGUUCGUCAGCCAACAAUCGAUCACUGUUGAAACGCAGCUUUGCCAAUGGACCUUCCUCCGCCAGCACCACUUGCAAUGGUGGUGGGGUGAACGAAAACUCGACAAACAGCGGCGUAACCAGUGUUGCCAAUUACGAAGGCGGUAGCAGCAGAAGCAACAACAAGGACUCGAUUGUGAUCCUGGAAGACAAGAACAACACCGUAGCGGAGGCAGGCCAGACCAGUAUGAAUCCGCCGGCCGCAUCCACCGCUGUCGGUGGUGCGGGCGACGGGGAGCAAGGAAUACAGAAUGGCAAACGUACACGACUUUCGUCGGUGAUCACCGCGGAGCUGACCGACGAUGGAGCCGACCGUUUGUUGAAGCUGUUGGAAAAAACGAUGCAACACACGCGGGAGGAGAAGCAGAAAGUGGAGCUGAUGAUAAAAUCAUCCAGCCAAGCGAAGGGGGAAACGGCACAAUUAUUUGCCGCUCCGCUGGUGGACCGCAAACGUAAGACGAACGGAAGCGAGGAACAGACCGUUUCUUCUGCGUUGCACAAGCACCGUCGACUCAGCCUUCGGCCCUCGGUCGAUGGGCGCUUAGAAACGACUCCGCGGCCAGCUCCUGCUUCCGAGAUCGCACCGAGUGGUGUGAAAAUAAAUGCACAGUGUAGGGUUUCGUUGCCAAAUCCUGUCCCAAUGGCGAAAACAACGUCGGUGGAGCACGCCAACGUGCCGACGAAACCCGUUGGCGACGCUACAUCCCCUACCGUAGCCCCGCCUAAUGGGACUACGGCCAAAACGGCGGUUGCUGGUUCCGGUGGACUGAAGGUUCGUUCGAUGGAAAGCCUUCGCAUUCGCCCCGCGGAAUCUCUUACCCCCGCUACGGGUGCAUCUGGUGCGAAAGAGAACGAUGAGGAGAUCGUCUGUCUUGACGACGACGAUGACGGUGAUGGCGGCACAGCGAUUAACGAUGUUCCGACAAACGGCAUUCGUAACACGCCCGGUGUCGGGGAUGUCGGUAGAAGCAACAGACCACAGAUGGUUUUGAGUCAACAACAGGCCGCACUUAUCGCCAGUAAGCUAAACCUGAAGUCCGGUGGCGAUCAGCAGCUGGGAUUCAAGUUCAAUCCCACGAACGGCGUGGUGGCGAUGAAACGAUCGCUUAUCCAAAGUAUCACACAAGUAUCAAGCCGAGAGCUGCUCGGUGCUGCUGGCGGGAAACAGUCGCAAGGUCCGAGAGGCGCCACCGCAACGCCGUUCAGCGCGGCGUCGCUUGCGGCCCUCCGGAGGCAGAGCAUCGCAGUGUGUACCUCGACACCAACCACCUCAACCUCGAAAGCGCUCCCACCCACUUUUGGCGCUUCCAAUGAGACGCCGCUUCGAAGCAGUGAAGCUGAGCAAAGCUUUGCUUCGGGACUGGUCUGCUUAACGGUGGACCAGGAGGCACGGCUGUUGACGAAACGGCACGUAAGAGGCGUGCUAAAGUCAAACAUUCCCAACCUCGGCCUGGUGGAGGUAGUUCGGAUGAGGAACCAGGCAGACAUUAUCAUCCGAAUGAGGGAGCUGACGGCCCAGAAACAGUACGUAAGCGUACCGACGUUCGCAUCUGCCACCAUCCUGCUGAAUGAAUUCAUCCAAAAAAAUACCUACACGUUCAUGCCUUUCUCGCUCCACAUCAAGUGGAUAUUCGAAGAACGUUCGACGCCACUGCCGGCUCAGGAAAACUUAACCAGUAUUAUAAACCGGCGCAGUGUGGUGACGCCGCAAGGAAUUGUGGAUCUUUCGAAACCGGAUCUGUUGCAAAGCCUGCAGACGACGAUGCCGGAAGCGUGCGAUGAUCUCAUGCUGAGAAGGCUCGCCAUGCUGUGCUAUCCAAAAGAAUUGUACGAAAAGCACAAAUGUUACGAUAAUGAGGAAAAAAUCUUCACACGGGCCACGGAAGUUAUUAGCACCUUGAAACAGUCGACCCAAGCGAAGGCGCAAGAGCUGUGCUUCUACAAAAAGAUGCUGAAAAAGAACGAAGAAAAGUUGAAACAUUUGCAGGAGCCUCAAGCACAACAUCAGCAGCAAAGGCGCGACAGUGUACCGACGUUCGGCAAUCGGUCGGCAGAUGGCAGCGAUGGGAAUACCACGGUCACGAGUCCAAAGCAAAACCGCAAUAAUGCCAACCAAGGGGGUGUGAUCGUUAUUGAGGACGAUUAAAUACCGCGUGUGGAUGGAUCUUCGUUCCUUUUCCUUUUUACGUCGUACAUUGAAAAGGGACUUGUAUAUAGAAUAUGUCGAAUAAAACACCAGCUCAGGCCGGUGGCAAAUAA